UCCCCCGCCGCUCCCUCCUCAUCCCUCCCCCGCCACCUCCCCUCACCCCGCCUCCUUCCCUCUCCCCACCCCCAAACCCGCGCGCUCGCGCCAGUCCGGUGCGAGGCCCCCUCCCGAAGGUGAGGGGAAUGGAUUGGACUCCAGUGGGGAAAGCGGGAGUCUGGAAGUGGUGCUAAUGGGAAGAGCUUCCCGGUUCUCAAAGAGGAUGCUCUGCCACAAAGAGCGGCUCGCCAGCCGGCCUGGGCUCUAGCGGAGAGAUCCCGGGAGAACUCCGGAGCUCGGGGGAGCGCUCCUCGGAAGACCCGAGUCAACAUGCCUGUUCGCAGGGGGCAUGUGGCACCACAAAACACAUUUCUGGGCACCAUCAUACGGAAAUUUGAAGGGCAAAAUAAAAAAUUUAUCAUCGCAAAUGCCAGAGUGCAAAACUGUGCCAUCAUCUACUGCAAUGAUGGGUUCUGUGAGAUGACUGGUUUCUCCAGACCAGAUGUCAUGCAAAAGCCCUGCACCUGUGACUUUCUUCAUGGGCCAGAGACCAAGAGGCAUGAUAUUGCCCAAAUCGCCCAAGCAUUGUUGGGGUCUGAGGAGAGGAAAGUGGAGGUCACCUACUAUCACAAAAAUGGUUCCACUUUCAUUUGUAACACACACAUAAUUCCAGUGAAAAACCAAGAGGGUGUGGCCAUGAUGUUCAUUAUUAACUUUGAAUAUGUGACAGAUGAGGAAAAUGCUGCCACCCAAGAGAGGGUAAACCCAAUAUUACCCGUCAAAGCUGUAAACCGAAAACUUUUUGGGUUCAAGUUUCCUGGUCUCCGAGUUCUUACUUAUAGAAAACAGUCCUUGCCACAAGAAGACCCUGACAUGGUAGUGAUUGAUUCCUCUAAACACAGUGAUGAUUCAGUAGCAAUGAAGCACUUUAAGUCUCCUACAAAAGAAAGUUGCAGCCCCUCCGAAGCAGAUGAUACAAAAGCCUUGAUACAGUCCAGCAAAUGCUCUCCUUUGGUGAAUAUAUCUGGACCACUUGAUCAUUCCUCACCCAAAAGGCAAUGGGACCGACUCUACCCUGACAUGUUGCAGUCAAGUUCCCAGCUGACUCAUGCCAGGUCCAAGGAAAGCAUUUGUAGUAUACGGAGGGCUUCUUCAGUUCAUGAUAUAGAAGGAUUCAGCGUUCACCCCAAGAAUAUAUUUAGAGACCGACAUGCCAGCGAAGACAAUGGUCGAAAUGUCAAAGUUUCACGUUCCUGGAUGGCAGGGGGGCCUUUUAAUCAUAUCAAGUCAAGUCUCCUGGGAUCCACGUCAGAUUCAAACCUCAACAAAUACAGCACCAUUAACAAGAUUCCACAGCUCACUCUGAAUUUUUCAGAUGUCAAAAAUGAAAAAAAGAAUACAUCCCCUCCUUCUUCAGAUAAAACCAUUAUUGCACCCAAGGUUAAAGAUCGAACACACAAUGUGACUGAGAAAGUAACCCAGGUUCUCUCUUUAGGAGCGGAUGUCCUGCCAGAAUAUAAGCUGCAAACGCCACGCAUCAACAAGUUUACAAUACUGCACUAUAGCCCUUUCAAGGCAGUCUGGGAUUGGCUUAUUCUGCUGUUGGUGAUCUACACUGCUAUAUUCACCCCAUACUCGGCAGCCUUUCUCCUCAAUGACAGAGAAGAACAGAAAAGGAGAGAGUGUGGUUAUUCUUGCAGCCCUUUGAAUGUGGUAGACUUGAUUGUGGACAUUAUGUUUAUUAUAGACAUUCUAAUAAACUUCAGAACAACAUAUGUAAAUCAGAAUGAAGAAGUGGUAAGUGACCCAGCCAAAAUAGCAAUACACUACUUCAAAGGCUGGUUCCUGAUAGAUAUGGUUGCUGCAAUUCCUUUUGACCUGCUGAUAUUUGGAUCAGGUUCUGAUGAGACAACAACAUUAAUUGGUCUUUUGAAAACAGCUCGACUUCUUCGUCUUGUGCGAGUGGCACGAAAACUUGAUCGAUACUCAGAAUAUGGCGCUGCUGUUCUAAUGCUCUUAAUGUGCAUAUUUGCCCUUAUUGCUCACUGGCUGGCUUGCAUCUGGUAUGCAAUUGGGAAUGUAGAAAGGCCUUACCUGACUGAUAAAAUUGGAUGGUUGGAUUCCUUAGGAGAACAAAUUGGGAAACGUUACAAUGACAGUGACUCAAGUUCUGGACCAUCUAUUAAAGACAAAUACGUCACAGCACUUUAUUUUACCUUCAGCAGUUUAACCAGUGUAGGAUUUGGGAAUGUGUCUCCUAAUACCAAUUCGGAGAAAAUCUUUUCAAUCUGUGUCAUGCUGAUUGGCUCAUUAAUGUAUGCAAGUAUAUUUGGAAAUGUGUCUGCAAUUAUCCAAAGACUGUACUCGGGAACUGCCAGGUACCACAUGCAGAUGCUUCGAGUGAAAGAAUUUAUUCGCUUUCACCAAAUACCCAACCCUCUGAGGCAACGACUAGAAGAAUAUUUCCAGCAUGCAUGGACUUACACCAAUGGCAUUGACAUGAAUAUGGUCCUAAAGGGUUUUCCUGAAUGCUUACAAGCUGACAUUUGUCUACAUCUCAACCAGACUUUGCUGCAAAAUUGCAAAGCCUUUCGGGGGGCAAGUAAAGGUUGCCUUAGAGCUCUGGCAAUGAAGUUCAAAACCACCCAUGCACCUCCAGGAGACACCCUGGUUCACUGUGGGGAUGUCCUUACUGCACUUUAUUUCUUAUCCAGAGGCUCCAUUGAAAUCCUCAAAGAUGACAUUGUGGUAGCUAUUCUGGGGAAAAAUGACAUAUUUGGAGAAAUGGUCCAUCUUUAUGCCAAACCUGGAAAAUCUAAUGCAGAUGUACGAGCUCUCACAUACUGUGACUUGCAUAAAAUCCAGAGAGAAGACUUGUUAGAGGUUUUAGAUAUGUAUCCAGAGUUUUCCGAUCACUUUCUAACGAAUCUAGAAUUGACGUUUAACCUCAGGCAUGAGAGUGCAAAGGCUGAUCUCUUAUUACGUUCACAAUCCAUGAACGACUCUGAAGAUGACAACUGUAAACUGCGAAGGAGGAAAUUGUCAUUUGAUAGUGAAGUAGAAAAAGAUUUUGGCAAAGGAAACAGUUCAAAUGAUCCUGAAGACUCUGUGGACACCAUAAGACAUUACCAGAGUUCCAAGAAACAUUUUGAAGAGAAAAAAAGCAGGUCUUCGUCUUUUAUCUCCUCCAUAGAUGAUGAACAAAAGCCUCUCUUCUCAGGAAUAGCCGAUUCCCCAAUAGGAAUAGGAAAAGCAACUGGACUCAGUUAUGAAGAAACUGUUCCCAUCUCAGGAAGAAUUCACAUAGAUAAAAGAAGUCACUCCUGCAAAGAUAUUGCUGACUCCAGAAACUGGGAACGAGAAAACACCCGAACUCAAGUUGAGGAGUCAAGUCCAUCAGCAGUUCAGCAAGCAGCCUGGGGCAUCUCUGAAACAGAAAGUGAUCUUACCUAUGGAGAAGUGGAACAAAGAUUAGAUUUGCUUCAAGAACAACUUAACAGACUUGAAUCCCAAAUGACAGCAGAUAUACAGACCAUCUUACAGUUACUGCAGAAACAAACCACAGUGGUUCCCCCAGCCUACAGUAUGGUCACAGCAGGAGCAGAGUACCAGAGACCCAUCAUCCGCCUGAUGAGAACCAGCCAGCCUGUAGCAUCCAUCAAGACUGACCGAAGUUUUAGUCCUUCCUCACAAUGCCCUGAAUUUCUAGACCUCGAAAAGUCUAAACUUAAGUCCAAAGAAUCCCUCUCAAGUGGAGUGCAUCUGAACACAGCUUCAGAAGACAACUUGACUUCACUUUUAAAGCAAGACAGUGAUCUCUCUUUAGAGCUUCACCCUCAACAAAGAAAAACUUACCUUCAUCCAAUUAGGCAUCCCUCUUUGACAGAGGCAUCCAUAAGCACUGUAGGAAUCUUGGGUCUUCAUAGGCAUGUUUCUGAUCCUGGUCUUCCUGGGAAAUAAUCAUUUUAUACUAUUUACUCCACAUACAAUGUAAGUGCUUUUAAUGGCUGUUUUUCUUUUUGUAUUUAAAUCCUCUCUACUUGACUCAGGGGCUCACAAGUUACCAUUAUAUGCAAAAGUACUGUAUAUUUUCCUAAAUUGAAGCUUGUAAGGUAAAAUUGUGCAGUUAGGAUGUAAAUAUCUAUAUGAACUCUUUUGUUCCAAAUGGUAAAACUGCCAGCAUCUCAAGGCACCUUAUUUUUUAUUUUUAUUUUUACUCAUGUGCAUGUUAGGAAACUCCAAUUUCUCUUGCAUGGAGACUCCUAUUUACUUUUACUAUACCAGUACUAUGUUAAGAAAAUGCCUUCCAAGAAAAUAUAAAAACAAGAGACAAGUUGUUUAUAGAUACAACUCAGUUGAUCCUCAAUUCUCGGAAGUUCAAAGAGAAGAAAAGGAACUUAGUCACUUUUGAGAACAUAAUCCUCUGUGUCAAGAUGUUUGGAAGUUAGAUUCAUUGCGCUACACUAGGAGAGAAAAAACAUACAGUUCUAGAAUUCUAAAUCUCUGUCAUGGCCAUCUCCAAAUACAUGAAUAUAAGCCAGCAUUAAUGAGGGCAUAGGAACAUUUUUAUUUAAAAUUUUCUUAUCUACUGCUUUCAUCCAUAUCAACUAUUUCCCACAGGCACAUUUUCUUAAAGAGUUUGAAAGACAUUUCUCAAGUGAUUCCUUCCUUCCUUCCUUCCUUCCUUCCUUCCUUCCUUCCUUCCUUCCUUCCUUCCUUCCUUCCUUCCUUCCUUCCUUCCUUCCUUCCUUCCUUCCUCCCUUCUUCUCAUCUUUCCGCCAUCCUUCCUUUCUUCCUUCCCUUCUUUAGUCUUCUCUCUUUUUUUUGUUUUUGGUAGUGUUCAAUGAGAUGGGGGAAAAUCUCCUAAACACAAGCUGAAGUGUUUUACACAUGCUAAAGUGUAAUUGAUGUAAACUAAAAUCCACACCUUUCUUCUGAUUCAAGUUUUAGGACAAUCUCAAUUAGACCAAAAGAAUAGAUGUAAUUCCCUUUUCAAAGAAUGCACAAAGAAUGUGGAUACUUAAUGUGCCCACAUUAGAAAGAGAAUGUGGAUACUUAAUGUACCCAUAUUAGAAAGCCAUAAAAUAAUAUAUACUCAUGGGACACCAGUUUGUUUCCUCUAAAUAUAUAUUAUUCUUUGAAUAUCUAAUACUAACUGUAGAAAAAUAGCAUGCAGUUACUACCAUGUAAAGAAAUGCACACACCAGCAGUAAAUUUCAGUUUUGUUUGGCUAUUCAAACACCUUUGCUAUUGAAAAUAUUGAUGCAACUUUAUUGUAUAUUGGUUAGAGUGAAUAUAUAUUGAUCUCCAAAUAGUAAAAUAUAUAUAGAAUAUAUUUUUAAUAUUUGGGGGUGGAGGUGAAAUGCCAUUCAUUAAAAGCAGGGUAAAGAAAAACAUCAAAAAUAAAUAUAAGAUUCUGAUUAACCAAGUUCUAGUUAAGAUCUUUUUUUUAAUUUACUUGAGUACAGUUUUACAUUUAUUAUAAAUUGACCCAUUGUAUUUUUCCUUCUGAACUAAGUGUUUGACCUUUGUUGAAGAUUUCUUAAUCAUUUUCUAAUUAUUUUGUUGCUGUUGUUUGGGGGCCACACCAGGUGGUGCUCAGGCCUUAUUCUUGGCUCUGAGCUCAGGGGUCACUCCUGGCGGUGCUCUAGGGACCAUACAAGGUGCCAGACAUCUAACCAGUUCAGCCACAUGAAAAGCAAGCAUCAUACCCACUAUACUAUCUCUCCAGCCCAUCACAUUGCUAAUUUUUACAUAAAUAUAUUUCACAGAAUCAUUGCUUCUGUGCAUUAUAAAAUAGAUUGAUUUUUGCCCUUUCAGAAUAGUAAUAUAAUCUAAUGACUUACCUUUAUCUUUGACACUAAUAUAUGGCUUCAAAUUCUUGUGGUUUAAUUUAUAAAAAUAACUAUUGCACUAUUGAAAUAUAACUGAAGUGACCUUAAAUGUUCCCUAUAUAUUUGUAAGUGGUCACAUAGUUGAUAAUCUCUGUGGGAGGCAAUCUCUAGGUCUAUACAUAAAUCUGUUUUUACCCUUGCUAAUUUUCAUGAAAAUAUAAAUGAUCAAGAACAAAAGACCAGUAAAUUCAAUAAAAGUAUAAUAAUUUUGACCAACUUCUUAAACUAUUUCAUGUUAUACACAUGCAAAUUUAGGGACUGCAUAAUGCUUAUCUCUUCUUAUCAGCAAACAUUUAUGGGUACCCAGCUGGAAAGAGAUAAAUGGCUAACUCCGGUUCAGAGGAAAAUUUAGUGAUUUUAUUUUCAUAUUUAGGCACUUUUUUUGCAACUGCAAAGAAUUUCAUGAGAUUGCUGAUCUAAGUGCCAGGGAAAUUCAGACUGAAUUAUCUAGAGAUUAUUCACUUAUACAGAGGAUUUGCUAAGGGGAAGAAUUUAGAUCUCUUUUAUUCAUGAAUGCUUCAGCUGUAACAUUUGGUAUAAUAUGUAUAAAACUCAAUCUCCUCAUAAAGCCUCUAUACUUCUUUAUGAACACUGGAUCUGAGGAAGGGAAAGAUGGAAAUGAAAUACAAGUAUUUGUUUAAAUUCUUCCUAAUAUUCCACAAACUUUGUCCAAUUAAUACCUUGAUAUAAAAUAAUUGAUUAAGAUCUCAGUUUCUGUGUUAGACAGGAUGAGAAAGGUCCCUUUCUACAGGAGAUUAGCUUCAAACGAGCCUUAGCGAUCAAUAUAAAGAUGCAGUCAAUCAGACAUAAAGGUCAGAAGACUCAUGGUUAAGACAACUUAUAAAGGACCAAAGCAGUUGUCUGAAUUUUUGAAAUCCAUACCCUUUUCCUGGCCUAAUAUCUAAUGCUAAAAUCAUUGUCACUUUCUCUCAUGGGUUGUACAAAAAAAAUCUGACUUCCCAUCUUAAAAUCCUGCUGAGGACCAACUAGGUUUUACUGCUACAGCUAACAAUAACAGCAAUAUAACAGCUAACCUUCCAGGCAAUUAAAAACACUAAUCCCUUUUACUUUACACUUAAAAUAUGGUAAAUCCUGGUCUUCAUGCCUACAUAAAAUUUCAAAUAAAUUCUGAAUUUCCUCAGCGUUAGAAGUUUUCCUGACAUUAUUAUUUAUUGGGCAGAGAGUUAAGAUUAAAUAGAUCAUUUUACUCAGGGGAGCCCUAUGAUCUGAAUUAGUUGAUGAGAACCCAGGAAUAAAAAAUGCUGAAGCAACUCUCCUGAAGGAUUUUAAUCCUUAAGAAUCACUCAUUCAACAAAAAUAAGAAUAUGGGAACAUUUGGAACAGCAUAUUUUAUUAAAUCCAUUUUGAUAAGUUGGCUCUAAACUUUCGAGCUCCUCUAAGAAGAUACUGAAACAGAGUUUGGGUAUAUGGCACCAAUUGUCAGGUUUAACGUGGUGUACUCAAUUCAAAGAGCAAGACAGAAUGUUGUAUCAAGCGUGUUCCUAGAAUCAGUGUUUCUAGGACCACUGGGAACUUUUCACAAAUGUGUGUUUUUAGGCCUCACCCAGAACUGCUGAUUCAGAAACACUGAGGGUGGAACCCAGCAAUCAUCUUUUUACAAUUCUUCCUCCAUAGAUUGCUGAAGCACAAAGAAACUCUGAGAGUAAGCAAUAUACACAGGCUCUGAAGUCAGAGCAAGAGCUUGACUCUUAGUAUGAAGUCUGUCAUAACUAUGUGACUCUAUGUUAGUUAACCCCACUCCGUGUUUUACCUGAUCUGUAAAAUAAUAAUAAUAAAAAAUAAUAAUAUUAAAAUGAAUGAUGGUGAUAAUGAUACCUACCACAAAGAAGUUUGAGGGAGUCAGAUAUAAUUGGAUAUAUAGUAAAGUGCCUGGCACAUAGUAAGUGCUCAAAAAGUGCUAGAUUCUUUGGUCCUCUCUUAGGAACAGGACAGUAAAAACAAUCAAAGAAAUAAUUACCCACAGUUUAUCUUUCACAACGUGCUUUGUCUCCAACUAAACAGCUGUCAACAAACUAAAGACUUUGAUUCGCAGAAACCUAAGUGUAACUAUAUUGUUUUAUCUUUCUUUAUUGUACUUUGCACUAUUAGGUUUAUAGCUUUAAAGUAAUGUUAAUUAUAAUAAUGAGUGUGAAUGUCAAUGUUACAAACAGCAGUACUCUGAAUCAGUGUUGAAUGCCAAGUAUGUAAAAGUGAUAUAAUUCAGCACUACCUAAGUGUAUUCUAUCAAGGCUUGCUGUAGAAAGCUCCACUUUAAAUCCAUGAUACAGUUUCCCAAAUAUAUAUUUUAAAAUACAUUUCAAAAUACAAUUUUGAAAUAAAAUAGACUAUUUUUUAAAACAAUACAAUUUUACAGACUAUUCAGGCAUCAAGGCCCACUCACAUAUAUAUCAAACACUUCUAGAUUUCAUAAGCUCUAUUGUUAAACAUAUAAAUGCAAGACACUAAAUGUGGUAAACCUCAAUUCAAAAGACAAUUCAUCAGUGAGUCCUAGUAGCCCAAACAAUAAAAAUGGAGCUAACUUCCUAAAUAUCAUGAAGGGUAUGUUGUAGAAUUACUGAACUAUUUAAAUGGGAGUGUUUUGUGAAAUACACAUUAAAAACAAAACACAUUAAAGCUAAGAAUUGUGCAUCACAACAAAAUUAGUGCUCUGGUGGUAACAUGAUGGAAAAACAUUUUAGGUCUUCUAAAAAAAUCUAUUCUUUCUCCUAACCAAUACUGGAUAUAUUUAUAUUCUGUGAUACAUUUAUAUUCUAUAUAAAUCAUACAGCUCUCAAAGAUUGGUCUGUUCAGUGUAGCAUACCAGUGUUAUGCAAGCUUCCUCUGCUAUAACAUCGCAAUAUUUAUCAAAUAUUGUCUUUGCCCAAUACUUAUAAAACUAUACUCAUAUUGCAGCUGUUCCCUGGAUAGGUAAAAACUUUCCUGUCUUUCCAUCAUUUCUUUAGUGUUCUCAUUCGAAAUUGGUUUUUUUUGUGUGUGUGUUUCUACUUAGCUAAUAAUGAUGUUAACCUUUAAAAAACUAAAAGAAUAAUGAUUUUAGCUGUUUUAUAAAGUAUUAGGUAUUGUGGCUGAUUAAUGACCAAUCUUAAAAUAAUUCAUCAUAUGGGCUUGUGGUACAAUUACACUUUUAUUUAUGCUAUGAGAAUAUGAAAAUAUAGGGGGAGUUUUACAGAAGACACAAAAUAUUAAUGCCAUGAAAAGAAAUAAUCCAGUAAGUGGAGGUUCACAAAACUAACACAAGUUAUUUAAGAGUAACUAUUUGUUACUACAAAUGGAGGUGGGGGAGAAUCCAUAGAAAUCCAGUGUUAAGAACACGGAACAAUAAUCAUCUAAUUUUAAUUUCAUUAUUCUACUAUCAUAAAUAACCCUCUAAAGGAGAACAAGAAUUAUUACAUAAAUAUCCCAUUGACGUAUUUUAUUAUAAAAAUUUAGAACACAAAUAUGGUUACUAUCUAAGUUAAUGUCAAGAUAUAGAUAAAUUUCUAAAUUGCAGUUCUAACGCCAGUGACACCAUUAGUUAUUUUAUGAAAUAAUUUGGUAUACCUGUGAUUUUUAAAAUACUAUUAAGUUUACCUAUUAUUUGCACUUAUACUGUUUCAUUGAUUUUAAAGCAAAAAUAAUUACAACUACUAGCAUUCAAAUGUAUUUUUUUUUCAUACUGACAUCAUAUUGUUUGAGUAUAGAAGGAAAUUUCACACCAAUCCAUAACAUUUAUUUUAUUUAAAAGUGAAAUUUAAAGUUAAAAUUUAUUUUCCAUAAUAUUGAUAUGAAAAUGUUUAUCAAAAGACUGGCCAGUUAAAGAAUAGCACAAUUGAGAAAGUAUGUGUGUAAUCACCUGAAAAUGCCAGUUCUCUAAUAUAAAGCAGCUCUCUCACAUUGGUUUAGUCCUAAGUACCUUGGAAUGCUUUAAGCAUCGCAAAACAAUCUACCAAAACACAUACUAUUACCUAAUCUUUAUGCACAUAAUGUAGCAUGAAAUCAUAACGCUUUUGAAAUACUUGUGCAGAAAUAUUUAUUUUUUAGCAAAUAUUUUCUUCAAAGAUUGACAUGUGAUAUUGAUGGUGUAAUCUACUUGCACAAUAGUUUUUGCAAUAAACUUCUACAAAUAAUUGUAAAUAAAAACUGUAAAUUCAUGUAAAAAUAGUUUCAAAAUUUUGGUAGCUAAAAGUGUACACGUUAUAUUGAAUAUAGUAUAUAUACAUAAUUUAAGAAUGAAGUAUAUAAUUUCUGAUAUUAUUUGUACACGGAAAUUCAAGAAUUUGUAAAAGAAAUUAUUUUGGGGAAAAAGAAAGUAAUACUCACUAGCUGGUUAGGUUACUUUUACUAAAGAAAUCAAUUCCCAACAUUUCAUUCGGUAUAGCACAAGAUAUAGGCAUGGUGGUGCUGAUGUACUUCAUGAAAUCACAUAAUUCUAAUAAUGCUAUAGUUUAAUAAUUCCACUGGGAUGAGUAAGGUGGAGUAUUAAAAAGAUAAAGCAAAAAUAUGAAAACAUACACUUUAUGUUACUCUCAAUUCAAAAUGACUUAGUUAAACAUUCUUGGUAGCACUGUAGCACUGUCAUCCUGUUGUUCAUUGAUUUGCUCUAGCGGACACCAGUAAUGUCUCCAUUGUGAGACUUGUUACUGUUUUUGGCAUAUCGAAUAUGCCAUGUGUAGCUUGCCAGGCUCUGCCAUGUGGGGUGGAUACUCUCGGUAGCUUGCUGGGGUCUCAGAGAAGGAUGGAGAAAUCUAACCCGGGUCGGUCGUGUGCAAGGCAAAUGCCCUGUGCUAUCGCUCCAGUCCAAUAUUCUUGGUAUGAUUCAAAAAAUUUGUGAUGGCUAAGCAAGUUUCAAUGUGAAACAUUGUUAUAAUGUAUGAAAAUAUCAUGCUUGAUCUUUAUAUAAAGAAUGAAAAUAUGCACGUGUUUUUCAUAGUGUUUAAUACAUUCUUAGCACAUUCCCUAGAAUUAUCUAUUAUUCCCCCAAAAUCAAAUUGUCCUGAAAUGAAAUAUUUAAAUAAAAGGCAUUGAUUGCAAUCUGACAUUUUCUAAGCAACAGACUGUUUCUCUAUUUAGUGGCUUAGGUUCCUCACUAUACAUUUGUGAAAUUGGAAAAAAAAAAGAGAGAGAGCAUUUUCCUAUUGGGCAAAUGAAAAAAGAAAAAAACUAGAUAAGGAUUAUCAGAAAAAAAUUGGAUUGUUACCUAUAAGGCUGAUUAGAAAAUGAGAAUCUUAUGUUUGAAAAAGCUAAAUAUUAAAUAAAAUUUCUUGCCAUAAAUAAAUCUGAUCACAAUUCAUUUAGAUAGCCAUGAGAAGUAAUUAAAUGUAUGCAAAAUUUUAAAUAAUUCUAAAAUUGUUUUACAAUGGCUUAUACUUUUCAAAAGAAUUUUAAUUAAAAUGACGAUAGGAUAUUCACACUAACACUGCUUACUUUUUUCUUUGAAAUAUCAGUAAUCAUAGAAAGAUAAAAUGUCAUUAAAAUACUUAAAAGAUAUCUGUAUGCAUGUAUCUCUAAAGUACAGACUCACCUUUGCACCACCAGACACACAAACAGCACACAACACACAUACACACACAUACAUUUAACAGAGGGUAAUAAUCAUGUAAUUGUCCCUGUGUACUAUGUAAUCAUCAUUAAAUGACAAUAUAGCCCAAUUCUCCUCAAUCCUUAUAAACUAUACAAUUUGCCACUGUCUCAGAAUAGCAGAUGAGACACAACUGAAACCUUAAGUAGCACAAAGGCAAUGUCCCUCAUUUCCUAUCAUUAUGGCACAACAUAGUUAAGUGCAGAUGAGGGUAUAUCGAAGCACACCUGAGUUUUGAAUACAGGAAAAAUACACAAAGCUGCAAAUUACCAUGCAACUUGGGUAAAUAGAAUGUUAAGUAAUACAAAGUUUACUUGUUGGUGAGUCAAGAAAAUGUAUUUGUUUGUUUUCUUAAGAAAUAGAUAUGGCAAGAAACAAAAGCACAGACUUCCAAGUUUCAAAUAAUCAGCUAUUGAGUCAGACGAAUUUUUCCUAAGUUACCCAGUGUUUUGCUGAAGAGUAAUUUUGUACUUUGUAUUUUAAAUUACGGGAAUUUUUAAUUCAAUAGAUGGACAUACAUAUGUGACAUUAUGAUCUUAUUCUAGACACAUAUUUCUGAACAAUAGUCAUAUAAAAUCUUAUCUGCAUUCAUCAUUAAAUAUUUAUUUUUCCUUUGUAUCAUCUAAUAUUAUUAAGUCUACAUAUAUGCUUAGGUGAUACUGUAUUGUUGUACAUUUGCUUUUAAAUCUUAGUUCAUUAUGUAUAUGGUUGAAUGAAGACCAAAAUUUUGUGAUCUCUUAUGUAAUAAAAAUGACUAGAUACUGGUAAUAUUUUACAGUUUGGGAGAAAAAUAUGCUAACCUGAAAAAGUCUUGUAUUUUACUUGUUAGAUUUAAUUUGCCAGAUUCUAUCAAAUUGCUUCCUAUCACUUUCCCAGAAAACUGCUACAGUUAAAACAUAUCAUUUAUGAGUUUAUCAAACAUAGGACAAAUAGAAAGCAUAUUUCUGAUAUAGUAUUAUUGUUUGUUCAGAAAAGUGAUGUAAUAAGAUUACACAUGAACUUGAUUUGUAUAUUUUAUUUAAAGGAAAAAUUACAAAUUGAUUUUUUGUUAUUUUUUUAAUUGCACAGACUUUACAUUAAUAAAUUCUACUUUCUUCCA
Molecule: messenger RNA, 12553 nt
Organism: Sorex araneus (European shrew)
Lineage: Eukaryota; Metazoa; Chordata; Mammalia; Eulipotyphla; Soricidae
Gene: KCNH7
Product: potassium voltage-gated channel subfamily H member 7
Exons: 17
Coding region: 313-3942 (1209 amino acids)
Biological process (GO): membrane repolarization during action potential; potassium ion transmembrane transport
Cellular component (GO): membrane
Molecular function (GO): inward rectifier potassium channel activity
Source: RefSeq, a predicted model, not a curated record